GGAGAGCAGCGGAAGAAAGUGGUGUUGCUGGGGAAAGAACCAGACUAAGAGAUGUCAAAUAGCGGCGGAGUUGGGGUGAAGAGAGUGUUGAUCGGAGCAGGGUGCAACCGAAUAGUCAACAACGUUUCAUGGGGCGCCUCCGAUUUGGUAUCCUUUGGAGCUCAAAACGCCGUCGUUAUAUUCUCCCCAAAGACUGCUCAGAUUUUGACUACUCUUCCGGGUCACAAGGCUUCUGUCAACUGUACUCACUGGCUCCCUAAUGCUAAAUUUGCUUUUAAAGCUAAGCACUUAGAGCGGCAUUAUCUGCUUUCUGGGGAUGCUGAUGGCACCAUUAUUUUAUGGGAAUUAUCUCUUCUUGAAGGAAAGUGGAGGAAUGUAUCACAAGUACCAGAAUCACACAAGAAGGGUGUCACUUGCAUUACUGGAAUUAUGGUUUCUGAAUCUGAAGCAGUCUUUGCGUCUACAUCUUCGGACGGCACAGUUCACAUAUGGGAGGUGGCUUUUCCUGCUAAUAGUGGAGGUGACUGUAAAUUGAUAUGCCUGGAUUCUAUCUCUGUUGGUUCAAAGCCUAUGGUUGCGCUUUCUUUAGCAGAACUGCCUGGAAAUAAUGGACGUUUAGUAUUGGCAAUGGGAGGCUUGGAUAACAAAAUUCAUCUCUACUGUGGGGGGAGGUCUGAAAAGUUUGUCCGUGCUUGUGAGUUGAAAGGGCAUACAGAUUGGAUCCGGUGUUUAGAUUUCUCGUUAGCUAUAUAUUCCAAUGGCAACACAGAAACUAUUCUACUUGUAAGUUCAUCUCAGGACAAGGGCAUACGCAUAUGGAAGAUUGUGCUGCUUGGUGACAGGAAAGAAGAAGUUAGUUUAGCUUCUUAUAUAAAAGGCCCUGUACUUGUUGCUGGCACAGUGUCAUAUCAAGUUUCUUUGGAAUCUCUGCUAAUUGGACAUGAGGAUUGGGUAUAUUCAGUAGAAUGGCAACCGCCAUCUGCUUCUGGAGACAGGGUUGCUUACUGUCAACCCCAGAGCAUUUUAUCUGCAUCAAUGGACAAGACAAUGAUGAUCUGGCAACCAGAGAGGACUUCUGGUAUCUGGAUGAAUGUUGUCACUGUUGGUGAAUUAAGUCAUUGUGCAUUGGGGUUUUAUGGUGGUCACUGGAGCUCAAAUGGAGAUUCCAUAUUAGCUCAUGGAUAUGGUGGAUCAUUUCAUCUCUGGAGAAAUGUUGGUGUUGACUUGGAUAACUGGCAGCCGCAAAAAGUUCCAUCAGGGCAUUUUGCCGCAGUUGCAGAUAUUUCAUGGGCAAGGAAUGGUGAAUACUUGCUGUCUGUCAGUCAUGACCAGACAACUCGGAUAUUUGCUCCUUGGAAAAAUGAAGCUUCUCUUGAUAGGGAUGGCUGGCAUGAAAUUGCUCGCCCUCAAGUCCAUGGUCAUGACAUCAACUGUGUUACUAUUAUUAGAGGGAAGGGGAACCACCGAUUUGUCAGUGGAGCUGAUGAAAAGGUUGCCAGAGUAUUUGAAGCUCCGUUGUCCUUUCUAAAGACACUGGGUCAUGCCAUUUCACAGAAUAGUAUUUUUGAAGACAUCCAAACAGGUGUUCAGGUUUUGGGUGCAAACAUGUCUGCUCUUGGGCUAUCACAAAAGCCUAUUUAUGUCCAGACUGAGAACAACAUCACAUCAAGCAGGGUUGGUAAUGAGAGCAUAGACACACUUGAAACUAUCCCUGAUGCAGUCCCAGUAGUGUUGACUGAACCCCCCAUUGAAGAUCAACUGGCAUGGCAUACACUGUGGCCAGAGUCACACAAACUCUAUGGUCAUGGUAAUGAACUUUUUUCUUUAUGCUGUAAUCAUGAAGGAAAUCUUGUUGCCUCGUCAUGUAAGGCCCAGUCAGCAACAGUAGCAGAGAUAUGGCUAUGGGAAGUUGGUUCAUGGAAGGCAGUUGGUCGUUUGCAGUCUCACAGUUUGACAGUGACUCAGAUGGAAUUCUCCCAUGAUGACAAAUUACUUUUGACCAUUUCAAGGGACCGCCAGUUCUCUGUUUUUGCAAUCAAUGGGACAGGCACAGAGGAAAUAAGUCACCAGCUGAUAGCAAGGCAGGAAGCACACAAGAGAAUUAUAUGGGCAUGCUCAUGGAACCCGCAUGGUUACGAAUUCGCAACCGGUUCAAGAGACAAGACCGUGAAAAUUUGGGGUCUGGAAAAUCAAUCAUCAGUCAAGCCUCUCUUAACUUUGCCACCCUUCAAAACUAGUGUCACAGCACUCUCUUGGGUUGGUCUCGGCAGCAACAGAAACAAUGAUUUACUUGCAGUUGGAAUGGAAAACGGACUCAUUGAGCUAUGGAGUCUAUCCAUAAACCGAACUAACGAUGGCGCUAUAGGAGUCCCCGCUGCAACUGCUGCUCCUUUUGCCCAGCUUGAUCCUGUCAUGUGCCACGUGUCCACAGUAAAUCGUUUAGCAUGGAGAAACCCCGAAAAGAGGGACGACGAAUGUUGUUUGCAGCUUGCCUCUUGUGGAGCUGACCACUGUGUGAGAGUGUUUGAUGUAAAGGUAACUUAAGCAAACCAGCUGUUUGUUUCAGCAAAGUAAUUUUGGUCUGACCCUAACAUCAUAUAAGCAUAGUGAGAAUUGUGAAAUUUUUCUUAGAUAAACACAAGUCUUUUUCAGAAUAUUCUGCCUUGAUAUAACAUGCUUAUUUCCAUGGA
Molecule: messenger RNA, 2690 nt
Organism: Humulus lupulus (European hop)
Lineage: Eukaryota; Viridiplantae; Streptophyta; Magnoliopsida; Rosales; Cannabaceae
Product: elongator complex protein 2
Exons: 10
Coding region: 52-2544 (830 amino acids)
Biological process (GO): tRNA wobble uridine modification
Cellular component (GO): elongator holoenzyme complex
Molecular function (GO): protein binding
Source: RefSeq, a predicted model, not a curated record